AUGUCUGGAAAACUUCCGCAGAAAAAAUUUUUUCGACAACGAGCACACUCAAAUCCUUUCUCAGAUCAUCAUCUUGAUCCGAAAAGUCCUGCUGAAAUGGAUUGGUCCGCUCAUUAUCCAGCAUUCGUCUGUGAAGAGAAUCCUACUGAAUCAUCUUUUGACAUGCCCACCAAACAAGUGGGUCGACCACUAAUGAAAAAAAAAAUAGAGUUCGCUGAUCUGGGCUGUGGUUACGGUGGUUUACUUUUCUCACUCUCAACAUUAUACCCAGAGACACUAAUGCUAGGUAUGGAAAUCCGUGUAAAAGUUGAAGAGUAUGUACGUGAAAAAAUUAUCGCGUUAAGGUUACAACAUCCAGGACAAUAUCAGAAUAUAUCUAUAAUAAGAAUGAAUGUCAUGAAAUUUUUGCCAAAUUUCUUUGAAAAAGGGCAGGCCCGAAAACAUAAAGCCAGAGUUAUAACUAACCAACUAUUAGCGGAAUAUGCAUAUGUUUUGCGUGUUGGUGGUAUAAUUUACACCAUAUCAGAUGUAAAAGAUUUACAUGAAUGGAUGGUUAAACAUUUAGACGAACAUCCACUUUUUGAACGAAUACCGGAUGAAGAAGUGGAGAAAGAUCCAGUCAUUCCAAUUGUCAGAACUGAGACGGAAGAAGGCAAAAAAGUCGAGCGCAAUAAAGGCGAAAAGUUCUUAUCUUGCUAUAGACGUAUUACAAAUUAA
Molecule: messenger RNA, 717 nt
Organism: Racocetra persica
Lineage: Eukaryota; Fungi; Glomeromycota; Glomeromycetes; Diversisporales; Gigasporaceae
Source: the annotation of a GenBank genome assembly